AUGGCUCGAGCUCGUUUCCUUCAGCUUCUGCUGGUGGCGCUGACGCUCCUCAGUAUCGCUGCACUCCCUGUCAGCGCGUGGUGGAGCAAGGGCCACAUGUCCGUGGCGCUCAUUGCAAAGCGGCAUAUGGGCGCGUCUCUCGUUGAAAAGGCCGAACUGGCUGCUAAGGUGCUGUCCUUGUCUGGACCCUAUCCGAAAAGCCCAGACAUGGUGCAGACCGCAUCAUGGGCGGAUGACAUCAAGGCGAUCGGCCUCACAACAUUGUCGACGUGGCACUACAUCACGACGCCGUACUACCCAGACGAAAACUUCACCUUGGAGAUCAGCCCGGUACAGACGGUGAACGUUGCCUCUGUCAUUCCGAUGCUGCAGACGGCGAUAGAAAAGCCAACGGCUAACUCGGAAGUUAUCGUCGAGUCGCUGGCCCUCUUGCUACACUUUGUGGGCGACAUCCACCAGCCACUGCACAACGUCAACCUCUUCUCUAACCAGUACCCGGAAAGUGACCUCGGUGGCAACAAGCAGCGCGUCGUUAUCGACUCCAAGGGAACCAAGAUGCUACUGCACGCGUACUGGGACUCGAUGGCGGAGGGCAAAGCUGGGGAGGAUGUGCCGCGUCCGUUGAGCAAGGCCGACUACGACGAUCUGAACAAAUUUGUCGACUACCUGGAGGCAACGUACGCAGGCACGCUGACGGAUAAAGAAAAGAAUCUCGUGGACCCUAUGAAGAUCUCGGAGGAGACCUUCGACCUGGCGCUGAAGCACGCCUACCCCGGCGCCAAGAAUGGCGCCACGCUCUCGGACGAAUACAAGAAGAACGCGAAGAAGAUCUCGGAGCGUCAGGUGCUGCUUGCCGGCUACCGCCUGGCCAAGAUGCUGAAUGCGACGCUGAAGCCGAUCAGCACGGCAGCGAUUCUGCAGGGUCUCAAGAACAUCCAAAGCGAAGUGGACACGGAAAACAAGGCUGAGGUGUACAACCACUACGAUCAGAAAGGUCUCAGUACUGCUGUGACGGCGAUUGUCGCCGUGGCAGUCUUCAUCGUCGGCAUUAUCAUCGCCACCCUGGUGGUUCUGGUCCUCAAGUGUUACCUGCAGAAGCGCGACCGCUUUGUUUACUACGAGCCGGUAUCCCUGUAA
Molecule: messenger RNA, 1137 nt
Organism: Leishmania mexicana MHOM/GT/2001/U1103
Lineage: Eukaryota; Euglenozoa; Kinetoplastea; Trypanosomatida; Trypanosomatidae
Product: putative 3'-nucleotidase/nuclease precursor
Exons: 1
Coding region: 1-1137 (378 amino acids)
Biological process (GO): DNA catabolic process
Molecular function (GO): nucleic acid binding; endonuclease activity
Source: RefSeq, a predicted model, not a curated record